Argentina anserina (silverweed cinquefoil) is the source of this 2852-nucleotide messenger RNA. RefSeq names its product G-type lectin S-receptor-like serine/threonine-protein kinase B120. The transcript is spliced from 7 exons. Gene Ontology annotation, biological process: protein phosphorylation; recognition of pollen. Bases 147 to 2714 code for a protein of 855 amino acids. Gene Ontology annotation, molecular function: ATP binding; protein serine/threonine kinase activity. Lineage: Eukaryota; Viridiplantae; Streptophyta; Magnoliopsida; Rosales; Rosaceae. The record is from RefSeq and is a predicted model, not a curated record.
CGAAGGAAAGCAACACAAGCCACCCAUUAGUUGAAACUUCCAACUCUCUCUGCCGACUUCACACCUUUCACACGCUUCAAUCUUCGUUUUCUAGUUUCUGGGAUCCUACAACAUAGAAUGCCUGCAGUUGUCUGAGUCUCUCCUAAAUGGAAAUCAUCACUGGUAAAAACCCAGGUUCUGUUUUCGAGAUUUUCUCUGUCUUUUUAAUUGUUUCUUGCUAUGUUCCUCUGUUAUGCUCUGCGUCGAGUUCGAUCACACAGGGCCAGACUCUAAAGGACGGCGAGACUUUGAUAUCUGAUGGCCAAACCUUCGAGCUUGGCUUCUUCAGUCCGGGGAACUCUUCGUACCGGUACGUCGGUAUUUGGUACUACAACCUUUCAGACCCGGCAAUCGUUUGGGUCGCAAACAGAGAGAGCCCUGUUUCGGAUAAAGCUGGAGUCUUCACAAUCGGAAGCGAUGGAAAUCUGGUUGUUCUAGACGGAAACAGCACUGAAGUCUGGUCUAGCAAUGCUUCAUCGGUAUCUAAGAACUCAUCUGCAGUCCUGAGAGAUUCAGGAAACCUUGUGCUUUUGACAAAUGAAACUACUAUGCCUCAUUGGGAGAGUUUUGAUUUUCCUACGGAUACGUUUUUGCCCGGAAUGAGAGUGGAGGUGAACGCUAAAGAGGGAGAGAAUCGUGCUUUCAGGUCCUGGAAAUCAGCCAAUGAUCCAGCUCCAGGUGACUAUUUCUCAGGGGUUGAUGCUAGAGCAGCACCACAGCUUAUGGUAUGGAAUGGUUCUGAAAGAAGAUGGAGAAGUGGGCACUGGAACAAGUUGAUAUUUAUUGGUCUUCCUGAGAUGCCAACACAAUACUCUGCUGGUUUCAGUCUUACAGAUAAGGCAGACCAAAAUGGGAGCUACUACUUAUCCUAUACACAAUGGAAUGUCUCUGAUAAGUUGAGGUUUCGCAUUGGGUGGGAUGGUUAUGAAGAGCAGAAUAUUUGGGUGGAUGAUUUAAACCAGUGGGCUACACUUAUGUCCCAACCGAACAAGAGCAGCGGGUGUGAGCUUUACAACAAGUGUGGGAACUUCGGGCUUUGUAGUGCCUCGGAUGAUGCUAGUUGUGAUUGUAUGCAAGGAUUUGAUAGAAAGAAUUGGGGGGAUUGGUCAGAUGGGUGUGAAAGGAGGACACCAUUGAAGUGUCAGCGAAAUAGUACUGAUGCUGAAGAUGGUGAGGAUGGUUUUGUGGCCGUGAAGUGUACAAAGGUGCCGGAUUUCGCAGACUUGGUGGUGGUGACAGGUCCACAGAUCAGCUGUGAGCAAUCUUGUUUGAACAAUUGUUCAUGUACUGCUUAUGCAGAUGUUACUGGACUUGGCUGUAUGAUUUGGACAACCGAGUUGGUUGAUCUGCAACAGUUUUCGGAGGGGGGAAACACAUUGUAUAUUCGUGUUGCUCAUGCCGAUUUAGGUGGCAGCAAAAAACUAUCCGUCCUUAUGAUAUCACUAAUUACUGUAGCGGUAGCAAUUUUCGUUGCCAUCUUCAUAUUUCUAGUAUGGAGGUUCAAAGCAAAACUUAAAGUGUUGCCUGCCACUUCAAUUUCAUGGCUAAGAAUCGGUGAAACACCAACGUACGAUGAUGGCAAGAGCAAAGAAUUCUCAACAGAAAUGUCAGGAUCACUAGACCCUACUGUAGACGGGAAACAAGUAAAUGGACCGGAUUUGCCAUCUUAUAGUUUCAACAGUGUGGCAGCUGCUACAGACCACUUUUCUCUUAAAAAUAAGCUUGGGAAUGGCGGAUUUGGUACUGUCUACAAGGGAAUCCUUCCAGGACUAGGAGAAAUAGCUGUUAAGAGACUUUCAGAAGUAUCUUGCCAAGGGUUGGAGGAGUUUAAGAAUGAGAUAAAUCUGAUUGCUAAACUGCAGCACAGAAAUCUUGUAAGGCUAUUAGGCUGUUGCAUUGAAGGAGAAGAAAAGAUGCUGCUAUAUGAAUACAUGCCAAACAAAAGCUUGGAUUUCUUUCUUUUCGAUCCAACAAAGCAAGCACUACUGAAUUGGAGAAAGCGCUUCAUGAUUAUUGAAGGCAUUGCACGAGGGCUUCUGUAUCUCCACAGAGAUUCUAGACUUCGAAUUAUACAUCGAGACUUGAAAGCUAGCAACAUUUUAUUAGAUGAAGAUAUGGUUCCCAAAAUUUCUGACUUUGGUAUGGCAAGAAUAUUUGGGGGAAACCAAAAUGAAGCGAACACAAUGAGAGUUGUUGGCACAUAUGGUUAUAUGGCACCUGAGUAUGCAAUGGAAGGCCUAUUUUCAGUGAAGUCGGAUGUCUAUAGUUUUGGCGUAUUGCUGCUAGAGAUUGUGAGUGGCCGGAGGAACACUAGCCUACGGACCUCAGAACAUUUGAGCCUUAUUGGAUAUGCAUGGAAUCUCUGGAAUGCAAAUACAGCAGAGGAUCUCAUUGAUCCUUCCAUUGCGGAAACUUGUAACAAUCGAUCUGAAUUGUUGAGAUGCAUACAUGUUGGAUUGUUGUGUGUGCAAGAUUCCGCAGAUUCGAGACCAACCAUGUCAGCCGUAGUGUUAAUGCUGGAGAGUGAGACUGCAAAUCUUCCAUUGCCAAGAGAACCCGUGUUUACUUCAAUUAAGAGAUACGUGGAUACAACCUUUAGUACAGAAGAAGAAGAAGAAACUCCUGAGGUAGUAUCUGUAAACCAUGUCACUAUUACAGUGGUAGAUGGAAGGUGACAACAUAUUUUUGCUACCUGCUAUUUGCUAGUCCAUCCAUUCAUGGGGUACAAACAAAUAUGUAUGUAAAUAUUCUACAGUUACUACAUACUUUUAAUAGCACAGAGCUCUAGUUAGGGAGCUUUUUCUUCCUGCUAA